This is a messenger RNA of Camellia sinensis, 2292 nucleotides long. RefSeq lists its product as uncharacterized. NCBI's taxonomy places the organism in Eukaryota, Viridiplantae, Streptophyta, Magnoliopsida, Ericales, Theaceae. The record is from RefSeq and is a predicted model, not a curated record.
AUGAAGACUGAAAUAUUGAGUAAAGCAAUUCACAGUUGGAGGCAGCUGUUGGACGCACGGGAUCUCCGGGUAGUCUUUUUUGUUAGUCUCUUCUUGCAAACCUUUCUAUUCUUUUCUGCGCCUUUGAGAAAGCGAGUGUCUACGCCUUAUGUAGUCAUGGCCAUAUGGUUGGCAUACACGCUCGUAGACAGUAUUGUCAGUUAUGCCAGUAGACUCGUCAUCUCCAAUAGAGUAAGCGACUCCUCCUCCUCCGGUGGUCCUUCCUCUGCUAAUCCGGAACUUGUAGCAUUUUGGGCUUCCUUUCUUUUGAUACACCUUGGCUGUCCCGAUACCAUCACUGCUUUUGCGCUCGAGGACAAUGAGCUGUGGCGCAGGUACGUCAAUCAGCUGGUAACCCAGUGGAGCUUUCCUGCUUCUAUUUCUAUCACCAAACUUUACAAAACCAAGCUUUUGCUCCCAAAUUCAAUCAUCAUUGUCGCGGGGUUGUUAAAGUAUACUGUGCGGGUCCGUUCUCUCUAUCUUGCUAGCUUUCAUGGAUUCCGACAGUCAUUGCUCACAAAACCAGAUCCGGGGCCAAAUUACGCCAAGCUCAUAGAUGUAUACUUUUCAAAGAAAGAAGCAAACCUUCCAACCCAAAUAGAAAUUAUUCAAGAACCCAAAAGAAUUCCCAAAGCUACCCAUGAUCAAGACAAACUGACUCCUUUGACAGAUUUGGAGGUGGUGCAACAUGCUUACCGCUUUUUUCAGACUUUCAAAGGACUAAUCGUUGAUCUCAUAUUCAGCUUCCGUGAGCGAGACCAGAGCCGAACCUUCUUCCUCAACAGAACAGCAAGAGAAGCUUUUAAAGUGGUAGAGGUAGAACUCAAUUUCUUCUAUGAAAUUCUCUACACCAAGGCCCAGGUGCUGCAAAGUAAAUUUGGAUAUUUUCUUCGGUUGGUUUCAUUCCUAUUAAAUUUGGUAGCCCUUGGGCUUUUCUGUAAGAUUGACAAGCGUGGAUUUCAUAAGGUUGAUGUUGGAAUCACCUACAUCUUGCUCCUUGCUACCAUUGCCCAUGAUAUAAUAGCUUUGGGCAUGUUCCUUUUAUCUGAUUGGACUUCUGUGGCCCUCACUGAAUCCGACAAUCCAUCCUUUAUUGUUAGAAUCCUCAGGAAAUCCCUCAAUGUUAAUAGGGAAAGGUGGCCUGAUCAAGACUCUAGCUCUACCCAGCAUUGGACCCGUUCGUUUGGGUGGUGUAAGCAAAUCAAGCACCGCAGGUGGUCUGAAUCUCUCUGUCAAUACAACUUGAUACAUUAUUGUCUGAAUACACGUUCAGAAUGGUUGGAAAAAUUGAUUGGCUGUUUCGGCCUUACUAAUAUGCUAGACGGGUUGGAUUAUGUGGAAACGAUGAAAUUCACUGAUGGCUUAAGGGACCUUAUCUUCAAGGAGAUGAAAAUGAAAUCUCAGAUGGCUGAUGAUUUAGAAACUGCGAAAGAGAUAUCUGUGGCUAGAGGUGAUUGGGUUCUUCAAAUUGAACGUUGCACCGAGUUACUCCCUUGGAUCAAUGAGGUCAACUUCGAUGCGAGCCUUCUAUUGUGGCACAUUGCUACUGAUCUCUGCUUUCACACUCGUAGAGCAAGCACAGCUGCUAAUACUAAGGAUAGCAAUGCUGAUGAUAGGGAUGUUUGUCUUUUGUCUAAGCUUUUGUCAGAUUACAUGUUAUAUAUUCUGAUUAUGCAGCCCACAAUGAUGUCUUCCGUGGCAGGUAUUGGGAAGAUAAGAUUCAGAGAUACCUGUGCCGAUGCCAAGAGAUUUUUUUGUAGAAGAAAAACCGGAAAGGCCGAGAUGGAGAAGAAGUUCAGUCUGAAUAAUAUCUUCGCUGUUGAAAAAUAUUUCUGCAGCUGCAAAUCAUGUAUGGAUAUACUUCGCUUCAAGAAAUGCUGUUGCAAAGAGAAAACAGGAUGGGAUGAAGUGCACAAACAAGCCUGCAGAAGUAUCCUUGAUGUUGAUACAGUAGUUAAACCUGUUGCUGUUAGGGGAAAUAGAAGCAAAUCUGUGUUGUUUGAUGCUUGCAUUCUGGCAAAAGAGCUGGACAAAUUAGGAGAGGAAAGGAAAUGGGUGAUAAUUAGCAAAGUUUGGGUUGAAAUGUUGUGCUACGCUGCGUGCCGUUGCACACCCACUAGCCAUGUAGCGGAACUGAGUAAAGGUGGGCAGCUCAUUACUUUGGUUUGGUUGUUGAUGGCUCAUUUUGGCUUGGGGGAUCAGUUUCAAAUUCGUGAAGGCCAUGCAAGGGCAAAACUAAUUGUGGAGAAGUAG